GCUCCAAUUGUUGAUAAAUAUUCCUGAAAUGCUCAAAACCUUUAAGCCUCUUGCAGUGAUAGUAAGAAGACUUUCGACCAUGAAGUACUUGAAUCAAGAAGAAGCCAUCAAUGUCGACUUGGAACUCUUCAACGAGUACAAAUUCAGCGUCGAUCAACUAAUGGAACUUGCUGGACUAUCUUGUGCCACUGCGAUCGCCAAAUGUUAUCCAAAUCUUGACAAGAAAAUCCUCGUUGCUUGUGGUCCCGGAAACAAUGGCGGCGAUGGUCUUGUAGCUGCUCGUCAUCUCUCCUUGUUCAAUUUUCAACCAGAAAUUUACUAUCCCAAACGAACGGACAAGGAAUUGUACAAAAAUCUGACGACACAAUGUGAGAAAAUGGGAAUUGCCUUCGUUAAUGACUGCCCUUCGUUGGAAAAUGCGAACAAAAAUUACUCCUUGAUCGUUGACGCGCUCUUUGGAUUCAGUUUCAAGCCACCGGUGAGGGAGAGUUUCGUUCCUAUAAUAAAUCUCAUGCGGGAAACGAGUGUUCCUGUUGCCAGCAUUGAUAUUCCUUCGGGUUGGAAUGUCGAAAGUGGUCCAACUGACGAAAAUUGCAUCAAACCCGAUUUUUUAAUUAGCUUAACGGCGCCCAAAUUGUGCGCUCAAAAGUUUACCGGGAAAUUUCACUUUCUUGGAGGACGAUUUGUGCCAGCAGCUUUGCAUGAAAAAUACGCUUUAGAUCUCCCAAAGUAUCCUGGAGUUGAAAAUUGUAUCGAUAUUUCAGGAAAAUAAAGUUUUUUUUGUUACUUGAACACUUACCC
Messenger RNA from Culicoides brevitarsis, 801 nucleotides. It is a transcript of the gene Naxe, whose product is annotated as NAD(P)H-hydrate epimerase. Lineage: Eukaryota; Metazoa; Arthropoda; Insecta; Diptera; Ceratopogonidae. Gene Ontology annotation, molecular function: NAD(P)HX epimerase activity. The transcript has 2 exons. Gene Ontology annotation, cellular component: mitochondrion. The coding region runs from base 29 to 772 and encodes 247 amino acids. The record is from RefSeq and is a predicted model, not a curated record.